Molecule: messenger RNA, 594 nt
Organism: Eurypyga helias (sunbittern)
Lineage: Eukaryota; Metazoa; Chordata; Aves; Eurypygiformes; Eurypygidae
Gene: AIF1L
Product: allograft inflammatory factor 1-like
Exons: 4
Coding region: 72-356 (94 amino acids)
Biological process (GO): ruffle assembly; actin filament bundle assembly
Cellular component (GO): actin filament; ruffle membrane
Molecular function (GO): actin filament binding; calcium ion binding
Source: RefSeq, a predicted model, not a curated record
UUCUUUGUGACCCAAAGUUCAGUGAUGAAGAAGAUCUGGAGGAGAAGUUGACAGUGUUCAAAGAGAAGUACAUGGAGUUUGACCUGAACAACCAAGGCGAGAUUGAUUUGAUGUCUGUCAAAAGGAUGAUGGAGAAAAUGGGGGCUCCGAAGACCCACCUAGAACUGAAGAAGAUGAUCUCUGAGGUGACCGGAGGGGUUAGUGAGACCAUCUCAUACCAGGACUUCGUCAACAUGAUGCUUGGGAAACGCUCUGCUGUGCUGAAACUGGUCAUGAUGUUUGAAGGAAAAGCCAACGAAAGCAACCCCAAACCUUCUGGUCCGCCUCCAGAGAGAGACAUAGCCAGCCUCCCUUGAAGAGGACAGGCUGGAAAGUGGGCACUGUUUGCUUUGCUGGCCUGUAACAGGGGUUACCCGUGCUUUGUCACUUUUUACUGUGGACAGUCCUAGUUUUCAACUAACCUGCCUUAGAGGAACAGCAAGGGAAGCUGGAGACCGCCAGCUCGCAUCUUUCUGCUGCAUCCCUUAGCCAACUUGAUUUGUUAGUCGAGCUGUAGCACCACCCAGUGUAAUGGGAGACCAAAAAAAAAAAAAA